Molecule: messenger RNA, 5549 nt
Organism: Anguilla rostrata (American eel)
Lineage: Eukaryota; Metazoa; Chordata; Actinopteri; Anguilliformes; Anguillidae
Product: zinc finger protein 711-like
Exons: 9
Coding region: 1039-3318 (759 amino acids)
Biological process (GO): regulation of DNA-templated transcription
Cellular component (GO): nucleus
Molecular function (GO): metal ion binding; DNA binding
Source: RefSeq, a predicted model, not a curated record
AUUUAUUUGCAGUCUCAGCUUCCAUGGAACAGAACGUAAUAUCCAUCUAUAAAAGUCGCGUUAGUGUGGGGUUGAUGUAAAACAAAAGCGGCGUUACUUUAAGAAACAAGUUAAUUUUGGCUCUGUUAGCACUUUUUUUUUUUGCAAGAACAAAUUUCAAACAAUACGCUUAUCAGAUGAUCUGUCAACUCGGCAACUCUGUUACCUCGCUACAUAGUGAGUUAAGGAGACGGUGAGAUAAAAUACAUUAAAACUUUCCCAAUUUCCCACCAACAGUAGCCAUUCAAUUCAAUUACAUUACCCCAGUAUUAAUCGUUAGAACAUGCAUCACUUAGAAAAAAAAAUCUAGUGGGUUGCUUGUUUUAGUUAACUAAGUCAAUAUCUAGUUGGUUUGCUAUAUAUUUUUCAUUAAACUGCCAGUAGAUGUGCCUGAAUUGUGUUGCCUAAAUCGUACUCGGCAGUCGGGGAUGAAGCCGUUCUUGCGUGCCAGUGCUUGGGGAUUCUACUAUACGCAGUUUAUGCUGGAACAAAACCAAGCCUAAUUUCGCUGUCAAUUCCGAGAAAGAAGAAGUAAUACUUCAUCAUCAUAUGCAAAACGUUGCAAUAGUCAACUCGUCGGUCUAUCUUGCCCUGCAGCACCUUGCUUGCUAGCUAGCUAGCAGGCUAACUCUGAAAAUUGCUGGAGCUUUUCACCAGACUACAGUGACGUAGAAAAACAGAACCAGGUUGCGGCGGAGGCCCUGCUCCCUCCCUCCUUCCUCCUUUCAGCGAGCAGCCUGAUUGGACCGGGCCUGGAAAACAGCUCAGAAAUCACUAUGUAUAGGCCCCGACAUCUGCACCGUGGGAAUAAUAACCAAGCAGUGUAAUUCAAAUAAAUUUGGAUAUGAUAUUUUCAUAGGACAGGAAACGGGGAUUGGAAAACAGGUUAUUGUCCUCCCUGGAAGGAAAAUAAAGAAACAUUUGUCAAUUGCUUGAAUUGUGUGAGGACAGUGCAACAAAUGUGAAGGUAUUACUAAUACGCUUGAGAAGCAGGAGAUAAUGGACCGGGAUGGAGGGGUCUUGGAACUUCAGCUGCAUGAUUCAAAAAUGCCUCAUACAAUGAUAAUGCAGGACUUUGUAGCGGGCAUGGGUGGAAUGGCCCACCUGGACGGUGAACACAUCGUGGUGUCCGUGCCGGAGGCAGUGCUGGUCUCUGAUGUGGUGACUGAUGAGUGCAUCACCCUUGAUCCUGGGCUGGAGGCGGAGGUCCUGGAGGGGCCGGACAUUGGGCCCGACGACGUGGUAGCAGAAGAGGGCAUGAUUGUGGCGGAGUCCGUGCUGGGGACGGAGGUGGCCAUUCAGGAAGAAGUGGAUUGUAACCAUCAUGUUCUGACUGCUGACCCGAAUGAGGAGUCGGUGCACGUCCCCGAUCAGGUCUUUGAGAUGGUGUCCGGGGAAGUCAUGGUCUCCGACUGCGACUCGGAGACGGUGAUCCAGGCGCAUGAGGGUAUGCCAGCUUCCACAGUUACCAUCAAACCGCAUGAUGAUGAGGACUGCAGGAGUACCUCACAGGACUACCUGAUGAUCUCUCUGGAUGAAGUAGGGGAAAAUAUAGACAGAGGAAACACUCACCUGAAGAUAAAUUCUGAGGGUACACAAGAUUCUGGGGCCAAGGACGGUGCUUACAGCUCAGAGGUCAUCAAGGUGUACAUCUUCAAAGCGGAGGCCAACAACGAUGUGGAAAUAGGUGGCACAGAGGUGGUGACAGAGAGCGACCUCCACUGCGGUCACGCUGUGCUGGAGCCGGGCGGCAUUGGCAGGCCACCGCGCGAGAAGAUGGUCUACAUGGCGCUGAAGGACUCCUCACAGGAGGACGAGGACAUCAACUCCACAGAGAUUGCCGAUGAGGUUUACAUGGAGGUGAUUGUGGGAGAAGAGGAGGACCCCUCCAUUCCGGAGUCUCUAGAUGACUCAACUCUCAACAAGAACUUUGUCUCUGUGGCUUGGGCCCCAGCUUAUGGUAACGGCCUGGACAGCAGACUGGAGGGCAAGAACGGUGCUGCCACGCAGUACCUGCAGAUCAGCGACAGCCUGUGCACCAGCAGGGCACUCAAGCAGAAGGCCAAGAAGAAGAGAGGAGAUGCUCGGCCCUGCCAGACCGCUGUGAUCAUCGGUCCGGAUGGGCAGCCUCUGACGGUCUAUCCCUGCCACAUCUGCGGCAAGAAGUUCAGGUCCCGGGGUUUCCUGAAGCGUCAUAUGAAGAACCACCCGGACCACAUGUUCAAGAAGAAGUACCAGUGCACCGACUGCGACUUCACCACCAACAAGAAGGUCAGCUUCCACAAUCACCUGGAGGACCACAAGCUGAUCACCAAGAGCGAGAAGGUGCCGGAGUUCACCGAGUACACGCGCCGCUACUGCGAGGCCAGCCCGCUCGGCUCCAACAAGCUCAUCCUGCGCGACACGGAGCCCAGGCUGCACAGGUGCAAGUACUGCGACUACGAGACGGCCGAGCAGGGCCUGCUCAACCGCCACCUGCUGGCCGUGCACAGCAAGAACUUCGCCCACGUGUGCGUGGAGUGCGCCAAGGGCUUCCGCCACCCGUCCGAGCUGAAGAAGCACAUGCGCACGCACACGGGCGAGAAGCCCUACCGCUGCCAGCACUGCGAGUUCCGCUGCGCCGACCAGUCCAACCUAAAGACUCACGUCAAGAGCAAGCACGGCGCCGAGCUGCCCUACAAGUGCGGCCACUGCCCGCAGGCCUUCGCCGACGACCGGGAGCUGCAGAGGCACGCGGAGAUCUUCCAGGGCCACAAGGCGCACCAGUGCCCGCACUGCGAGCACAAGAGCACCAACUCCAGCGACCUGAAGCGCCACGUCAUCUCGGUGCACACCAAGGACUUCCCGCACAAGUGCGAGGUGUGCGAGAAGGGCUUCCACCGGCCCUCCGAGCUCAGGAAGCACUCGGAGACCCACAAGGGCAAGAGGGCGCACCAGUGCCGGCACUGCGAGUUCCGGACCUCGGACCCGUUCACGCUCAGCCGCCACAUCCUGUCCGCGCACACCAAGGACCUGCCCUUCAAGUGCAAGCACUGCGCGCGCGGCUUCCGGCAGCACAGCGAGCUGAAGAAGCACAUGAAGACGCACAGCGGCCGCAAGGUCUACCAGUGCCAGUACUGCGACUACAACACCGCGGACGCCUCCGGCUUCAAGCGCCACGUCAUCUCCAUACACACCAAGGACUACCCCUACCGCUGCGACUACUGCAAGAAGGGCUUCCGCAGGCCCUCGGAGAAGAACCAGCACAUGAUGCGGCACCACAAAGACGUGCUAAUGUAGCGCCGCGCGCGACACGGCACCACAAAGACGUGCUAAUGUAGCGCGGAGCGUCCCUGCCUGCUCCUCCGGCCUUCUCUGAAGGUCCCUGAAGAGGGGAGAUGUAUUUAUGUUUAUAUAUGUAACAUAAUCGUCCUCUGUUCCACUAUACCUUUUCCAGGAAUGACAUUUUAAGUCUUAACAUUCACUAGCAAAGAGCUGAAACUUGGUGAAGAUCGUUAAAAUAGUUGCAGUUUGUCGGGGGAGCGGAGGUAUUGCGAUUGGGCUAUGGUCACUUCAGCAUUUUAUUUUUAUUUUUAUUUUUUUGCUUGAUGCAGAUUCAUGGCUAAUCAGACAUUCAGGGUCUCAAAUGUCAUGUUGUUUACGAAUUUCUGUAGAAUAAUAUAAAAUGGUACCAUGUGUCCAUAUUGGGAGUAGUCCUUUAAUGUCUCUGUAUCAAGUGGCAAAAUCAGUAUCGGUGGUUUUUUAAGGUGUGCUGCUAUGUGAUCUGUAAAUAUACUGAUGGGCAGAAAAUCCAUUUAAAAUAUUUAAUCAGUAUGGAUUUUAUCAUGAACAAUGUAUCAGCUGUAAAUGACUCGUGCAAUAUUUCAGUAUGGUUGCAGAUUUUGAAUGUUCACUAAUAGGCAGAAUAGGAGGUCUAAUAUUCUGUGUGAUGUGUGCCCUCCAUGGGGUCCUUACCCAUUUGGCCAUGUCAUGACUGCAGGAUUCUUAAUCUGUCUCCUUGGGGGCGGAGUUAUUCCUGAGUACUGACCAUUCACAGAGUACCUGGGGCGGAGUCAAUCCUGAGUACAGACCAUUCACAGAGUACUAGACUGAUCUCGUUUGCACAUUUUCCCAUUUACACAAUAAAGUAGCUGCCCCACCCUGACACUUGCAUUGCCACUAGAGGGGUUGUUUUUCCCAGCUGGAAAUUACGAAUCAGAAAAGCCAAUUUGUGUCCCAUUGAAGGACCGUGUCAGUGUUGGGAGUGUUGGCAGUAAACACUUUAAAUCUGAGUCUUUAGAGAUUGUGUAGCAGUGCUCAGUUUGGUACAUAUAUUUCUGGUAAAAAUACUCAAUUACAUGUUGCAUUUCAGUGCCUCUCAGUAUAGAUAUGUUAAGGUGCAUCUUUUUGUCUCUUCAUCUGUUUUCAUUUGCUUGGUUUACAUGAGUCUGUGGCUGUGCUAUGCUACACUAGCAGCCAGCUCAGUGAAAAUAUAUACAUCAUGAUGCAGUUUAGCUACAAACUAAUACCUUAAGCUGGAUGAUCCAGUACGUUUUCACCUGGUGAUAGGCCUGUCAUCGCUAAUACCCUCAUAAAUGGUAGGCUAAUCUCAAAUUGCAGGUUGUAGAUCUUCCUAAACAGCCUGCUGUACUCUCACAGUGAAUAGAUGGAUGCCUUGGAAUCAAAUAUCUAUAAUGUUCUGAAUUCGGUGCUGUGAAUGCCGCUGCUCCAUUUAUCUUGUGUGACACACUCAUGCACAGGUGCGUCAUACUCUCUCCUGAGUAAGUUUAUGGUCAUGCCUCACUCUUAAUGCAGUUUUCAUUUGCAUACAUUUUCACUACAUCCAAUUGAUUCACAAACUCAAAUUUUAUGUACAGGUCAUUACAAUCUGAAUGUUAGUGAGUCACUUUUAGUCAUAGUGUGGUAAUGCAAAUAUUAGAUGGAUACAAGCCUGAAUGAAUGAGUUGAAGGAUGAAAUCAAAAGUGGGACUAUUUUCAUAAACUAUUGUUUAUGAUGAUACAUAUUCGAAUCACAUACAGUCUAUAAUACACUUUUGGGGUGUGGUUGUGCCUUGACCUUAAUACUGUUACUUCAUCACACUCUGAAAAUUUCAUUUCCUUGUGCAAACGAACAUCUGAAAUGAUUUCACUUCUUUAAAAUUGUAUGUUAAUGCUUUCGGUCAGUUAUUUUUUCACCAACACGAUUCUCCAGGUGUUCCUGUACGGUCUCACAGAAGUUGGAGUUUAAAGUGAUCUUUCAAAUUCAGAAAUAUAUUGAACAACCAAGCCUCAGGUUGAGGUGGGGUAAUCUCUCACCUACCUGCAGGAACUAACCACAGUGUAACCCGAAAGUGGUUGAUAUACACAAUGUUUUUUUUUUUGUCUUUAACUGCUUGCCAUUAUAGUAACAUAGUGAUGGCCAUGCAGUAACAUUGUUCAUGACUCAGAAUGUCUGCAGUUUUUUUUCAUUGUUUUUUUGUUUUUUUAACUUUUCUGGUAUAGAGGAACCAAAAUAAAUGUUUUUAUAAGAA